Hyaloperonospora brassicae is the source of this 2967-nucleotide messenger RNA. Lineage: Eukaryota; Oomycota; Peronosporomycetes; Peronosporales; Peronosporaceae. The record is from the annotation of a GenBank genome assembly.
AUGUCCAGCGACAGCGCGCGGCUCCUGACGCGGUACGUGCGGCCCAUCUACGAGGCCAUUGACGGUCGCCAGUACAAGGCCGCGAUCAAGCUGUGCGCGCAGAAGCGUGUGGCAGAUCUGGACAUUGUGCAGGUCCUGAAGGCGCACUGCCUCGAGCGCACGGGCCGCGGGGACGAGGCGCUGACCAUCUGCCGCCGGAUCCAACGCACGCAGCCGACGGACGAGACGCUGCUGAAUACUAUGAAUUUGGUGUUUAAGCUCGCGGGCUGUGAGCAAGAGAUGCUGCCGACGUUCGAGUACGCGUGCAGCGCGAGCGAUCCGCCCCACGAAGAGCUCUACCAGUCGCUGUUUGUGAGCUACGCGAGACGCGGGGCGUUCCUCAAGCAACAGCAGACGGCGCUCAAGAUGUUCAAGUGCUUUGGCAACACCAAGUACGUGUGCUGGGCUGCGCUCGGCAUGAUGUUGCAGGUGGAGCACGAAGGAGCGUCAUCGCAGAUGCUGGCGCUGGCGGAGAAGAUGCUGCUCAAGACGUUGCGCGUGUCGGGGUCGGACGAUGGCGAGGCGCUGCAGCUGACGGUGCUGAUUCUGCAGCUGCAAGACAAGCACCAAGGGGCGCUGGACGCUUUUGACGAGUUUGUCAAGAGGGAAGACAGCAACGACACAACGGCAAAGCAGCAGCAGAAAAAGCAAUCGACGACGUUGAGACGAGCUGCAGAGGGAGAAGGAGCGUAUGAAGAGGACAUUGAGCUUGGACCGAUGCAGGCUAUAGAUCGACUGUCUCUCGAAGCGACAUUGGCAAAGAAUGUGGCAGACUGGACUCGGUGUGCAGCAGCGAACCGCAAGUUGCUGGAAAAGUACAAUGCGGAUGAUUGGACGUUUUUGAAAGACUACAUCACUGCACGAUUUGAAGAGAAGAAGGAUUGCACAGUGGAGGAAAUGCUGGCACUAGGAGAGGAAAUCACGCGGUUCUUGAACGAGCUGCAGUCUCGUCCGGACAACGAGCGCAUUCGAGGCCCUGCUCUCGCUUUGAUCCACGUUUGUGCCGAAACCUUGCGUCGUAUAAAGCCGGAAGAUGCGGCUGUAUCGCAGGUAGAAACGAAGCUGCAUACGCUCAUUGUUGCCUACGCGGAUCGGCUUCACUCCAAAGCGUGUUGCUUCACAGACUUGAAGCAGUACUUUACUUUCUACCUGAAGAUGAGGACGUCGUCAUCUGCGAAAUCUAAUCUAGUCCAGCACUUUAGCGAGCUGUCGAAGAUUUCUGCAGGCUUGCUCAAGAACAACCCGGUACAUGGUGACAUGGAUGAGAAGACCCGUAAAGAUGGGCAAAGCAACUUGAGCAGGCGCCUGCUUGCGCUGAAGGCACUCCGCUUCCUGGGCUACUAUGACACUCCUGGAAAGUUUUCGGUCAACGAUCUGAACCAUUUAGUAACGGAGCUUGAGGACGAGUACGAAGCCACGAACUGGCUCAAUAUUGGUAGUGCAGGCGGCCAGCGCGAAGUGCAGCUCACGGACGACUUGCUACUGCUUGCAGCGCACUUUUUGCUGGAUAUUUAUCAGCGAUCUAGCGGUCAUCGCGAAUACCUGAAGCGUGCCGCAGGACUUUUGGAAUAUGGGCUAGAAAGGAGCGCGUACAACUUCCAAAUGAAGCUCCUCUUGUCCCGUGUCUAUGGUUACUUGGGUGCUGCGGAGGCGAUGCUGAAGCGUCACGCAGAGCUGGAUGUGAAGUAUAUCCAGCUGGACUCGUUGUCGUUUUUGGUGCUGGACAAAAUGCUUGACCUUUGCCAGUAUGCUGAGGCACAGAAGCUCACGGAUGCAAUUGAAGCCCUUCACCGCAGCACCUUGCACGACACACCUGAGUACAUUGUCCGUGCUUAUCGACUCGGUGUCUACUCGAAGGUGGUUGACAUGUCUUCGUUUCUGCACAAGCGCAUGAAGAAGUCACACACGUUGGCUAUCAGCAAAGGAGAGACGUUGCGCUUCAAGUUGCUCGACUCUUUGGCUGCUGGCCCUGCUGCACUUUACGAGCUUGUAACGUCGGUAGAUUUUGGUGCUCAGAUCACCGGGUUGGAGAAUAUGCUGGCGUCGAAUGGUGCCGAGUUGUCGCACAAUCAGCACCGCGAAGUUGUCGUGGACUGGACGUCGCAGCAGCGCGUGCCGACCGGCGACUGUUUCAGCCACGACGACGCGCCUCUUGUCGAAUGCGAUCGGUCAGCAAACGCAAACACGUCACUGUUGUGGCUGAAGCUCAGCGUGCUGGUUCCAAAACUGCUCAAGAGUCUUGCCAGCGAUGACCAGUCCACUCUGACCGCGGCGAUGACCGAAUACGACGACGUCACCGAGCAGCUGCGUCUUCGUAACGUAACCGGUGAGCUUCAGCUACACGAGCGACUGUGGAAAUGGAGCUCGGACAGCAUCGCCGUUUCCGUUCGGAUUGUGACUGCAGUGAACGACGACCAAAGCCAAGUGGACGAAGAGCGAGAGCUUCCGCCGAAGAUCACGCGCCUCGAGGAGGACUUUGCAUCGAUUGUGGAGCUUCUGGGUGCCGGCUUUGCGUUUGCUGGUGCCGGGUCAUCAUCGGCCGAGGAGGUGGCGCUGUCCCCAUACGCUGUAUCGGCGCUGUCGUCACUGCUGCUGACCUGUGGUCUCUCUGCGCUCAGCGCCUUAGCCCUCGCCCAGCGCACUCUCGUGAAGAAGAAAGCCAAGAAAAGCGCACAGCUGUCCGUCACUGCGUCUUUGCUGCGCAACCUGUUCAAGCGCAUGCACGAGGCACUGGUCGAGUUAGAGACGUCGGUUGGCGGGCUCCAGUUCGCGUCGCACGCGCUGCCACCGACGUCGACUGUGGCCCGAGGCGCUGGUCAGAACAAGGCGGAUGCGAACGUCGUGCGGUCCUACCAGUUACUUCAGACGAGGCUGGUCGAGCUGCUAAGUGCGCGCGGCAGCUUCCUUCACGCUCUGUGGCAGAAGUAG